Hippocampus comes (tiger tail seahorse) is the source of this 1388-nucleotide messenger RNA. RefSeq names its product vascular endothelial growth factor c (gene vegfc). Gene Ontology annotation, cellular component: membrane. The record is from RefSeq and is a predicted model, not a curated record. The transcript has 6 exons. Bases 315 to 1169 code for a protein of 284 amino acids. Gene Ontology annotation, molecular function: growth factor activity; vascular endothelial growth factor receptor 3 binding; chemoattractant activity. Gene Ontology annotation, biological process: response to hypoxia; positive regulation of protein phosphorylation; positive regulation of endothelial cell proliferation. Lineage: Eukaryota; Metazoa; Chordata; Actinopteri; Syngnathiformes; Syngnathidae.
AUUUGAACCAAGGGAGAACAACUAGCUUUUAUUUUGGAAACAGAACGAUCGGUUCCUGUAAAAAUGACGCCGGGACACUCAGGCAUUAAUUGACGCGACUCCGCUGACCGGAUUUAAGUGUUUCCAUAUGGCCGGUUAUUCGCUCACAGGAUACGUGCAUGCAUUGCGGUUCUUAUUUUGAACAAGACCUGGACGCUAACAGAGACAAAGAAGGAGAAGAGUGUGAUACACAUGCCAAAUGACAGAUUUAUAUGAGGAACCGAGUGGGCAGCGCACACAGAGCGGAGUUUGUUUUAAUGUUGUCGUUUGAUUAAAUGGUCAUCGAUCAUACGUUUUUUGACUUCAUAAAAAUGCACCUUGUGGAAAUUUUGCUUUUACUGGCCUAUCUGAUGUAUAGUAACUUCGCCAGCGACUUAAGUGACAGCGACUACUACGAAUAUGACGAGCAGAUGCACGAGGAAGAGUCUGACUCUUCACUCCCGGAGCCAGACAUGGAAGAGAGGUUGCGCUCAGCUUCCAGUGUUGAUGAAUUGAUGAGUCUUAUCUACCCAUUCUACUGGGCUGCUCUCAAGUGUAAAUCUAAAUUACCCUUUGCUUCUGUGUCCAAACUGUCUCACCACCUGGAGCCGUUAAUAGAAACAGAUCAGACAAACUUUGCGGCUGCCUACCUCAACUUGGAUGUUCUGAAAAGUGUAGAGUCAGAGUGGAGAAAGACUCAGUGCAGACCCAGGGAAGUGUGUGUCGACGUGGGCAGGGAGUUUGGUGUACCCACCAACAUCUUCUAUAAACCACCAUGUGUGUCCGUCUACAGAUGUGGAGGAUGUUGCCACUCUGAAGACAAGCAAUGCAGGAAUAUUUCAACUGGUUACCUCAGCAAAACUCUUUUUGAAAUCACAGUACCAAUUGCCCAAGGCACGAAGCCAGUGACUAUUAGUGUGGCCAAUCACACACAGUGCAGUUGUUUGUCUAAGCUUGACAGCUACAAACAAGUCCACAGCAUCAUCAGGAGAUCCCUGACCGACCCCUUUCUUUCAUUCUCUCAUAGUUUGUUACAUUAUGCUUCAAUCGCAAAUUUGGCAGAAGUGUAUUUUUGGAUAUCUGGACAUGUCGUCGAAAAGGCAUCAAGAGUCGGGGGUGGAAAAGAGGAAAAAAAAAGAACAGCAAGAUGAUGCUCACGCGUCUCUUGCAGGAGCAAUGCUUCAAUAUCUUCAAGGAGGAACUCAAGUGCAAGUGAAAGUUUCAGAAGAGCAAUCAUCCACCAUAAGUAGUAAAGAUCAGCCAUCAACCAUCAGAUCGAUAGGCUUUGCAGCAGCAUCCAGCAAUUUGGUGCCAUCUUUUGUGUUUUAUAAAGACUUGAAUAUUAUUAUUUAUCUCUUAUUUUUGUGAAA